Schistosoma guineensis is the source of this 559-nucleotide messenger RNA. The record is from the annotation of a GenBank genome assembly. Lineage: Eukaryota; Metazoa; Platyhelminthes; Trematoda; Strigeidida; Schistosomatidae.
CGGUUCAACAUUAUCAUCAUCAUCAUCAUCAUCAUCAUCAUCAUCAUCAUCAUCAUCAUCAUCAUCAUCAUCAUCAUCAUCAUCAUCAUCAUCAUCAUCAUCAUCAUCUUCAUCAUCAUCAUCAUCUUCAUCAUUAUCAUCAUCAUCAUCAUCAUCAUCAUCAUCAUCAUCAUCAUCAUCAUCAUCAUCAUCAUCAUCAUCAUCAUCAUCAUCAUCAUCAUCAUCAUCAUCAUCAUCAUCAUCAUCAUCAUCAUCAUCAUCAUCAUCAUCAUCAUCAUCAUCAUCAUCAUCAUCAUCAUCAUCAUCAUCAUCAUCAUCAUCAUCAUCAUCAUCAUCAUCAUCAUCAUCAUCAUCAUCAUCAUCAUCAUCAUCAUCAUCAUCAUCAUCAUCAUCAUCAUCAUCAUCAUCAUCAUCAUCAUCAUCAUCAUCAUCAUCAUCAUCAUCAUCAUCAUCAUCAUAUUUUGUCGAUAAAAUCUGCCUGACUCACAACACGGUUGAAAUCUAUUGGUUACAGAGUAUUGCUAGAAUUUCUGAUCAUAAUCAACUGGACAACAGUUAA